Molecule: messenger RNA, 1446 nt
Organism: Postia placenta MAD-698-R-SB12
Lineage: Eukaryota; Fungi; Basidiomycota; Agaricomycetes; Polyporales; Adustoporiaceae
Exons: 9
Coding region: 1-1446 (481 amino acids)
Biological process (GO): zinc ion transmembrane transport; intracellular zinc ion homeostasis
Cellular component (GO): membrane
Molecular function (GO): zinc ion transmembrane transporter activity
Source: RefSeq, a predicted model, not a curated record
AUGAAUCGCCAAACACGUAUUAUUCUGCUACUGGUCAUAGAUGUCUUGUUUUUCUUUGUGGAGCUUAUCGUCGGAUACGCCGUCGGUUCAUUGGCCCUUGUGGCGGACAGUUUCCAUAUGUUGAAUGAUGUCAUGAGUCUGGUCGUCGCCCUAUAUGCGAUUAAGCUCACCAGUCAGACAACAACUGACGCUCGUUACUCUUAUGGCUGGCAUCGCGCUGAAAUCCUUGCUGCCCUGGUGAAUGGCGUGUUCUUGCUGGCUCUUUGUUUCUCUAUUUCUCUGGAAGCGAUCGAACGAUUCUUCAGCACUCCUGAAAUCUCAAACCCCCGUCUUGUUGUGAUUGUAGGGUCAUUAGGUCUUGCAUCAAACAUCGUGGGAUUGUUCCUGUUUCACGAGCAUGGCCAUGACCACGGACACUCGCACGGCAAGGAGAGUGCUUCGUCCUCGAAGCCUGCUAGUGUCCGCUCUAACGGCGAAACCGAGAAUGACCCUAAGCGCAAAAGCGCCCAGGGGACAUUGCAACAACCUCGUUCGCGUGGCCGCUCGGACUCGCUCUCGUCAAUGUAUGGACAUCCUGCUGCUACGCGUGCAUCGAUGGUGCAAGCAGCGCAAGACAUGGCGUCCGCACGAUCCCCAUCCCCGAACGGCCGCGGUGGCAACUCUCGUGCCCGAAAGUCGCGUUCGCGCACACGUUUUGUUCCCAAUGAACCCCAGGUCCCUGAGUCCAUCGCGGGGUCAUCGACUGACCACACCCAUCGCACAGAUGAGACGACACCACUACUGUCGUCGGAGACGGCGUCAGCCUCGUCGGAGGGCUCGCACUCCGAGCAUGGGAACAGCAAGCAUGCGAGCGGCCACUCACACGGACACAGUCAUGGAUCAAUGAACAUGCACGCCCUUCUUCUGCACGUGCUAGGAGACGCGCUGGGUAACGUGGGUGUGAUUGCGACAGGUCUGAUCAUCUGGCAGACGUCGUUGUCGUGGAAGUACUACUUCGAUCCAAUGAUCAGUCUAGUGAUCACUGUGAUCAUUUUCUCGUCCGCGUUGCCUCUAGUUCGCAGCACAUCCUUCAUCUUGCUCCAGGGUGUCCCUUCGACAGUGUCAAUAGAGGAUGUCAAGGAUGCGAUACUGGCUGUAGAUGGCGUGUUGUCGCUGCAUGAACUUCACAUCUGGCAGCUCUCCGAGUCUAAGAAUGUUGCAUCUGUCCACGUCAUGACCUCGCGUAAUCACGACUUCAUGCCGGUCGCCGCGCAGAUCCGCAAGGCUCUUCACCACCAGGGCAUUCAUUCUAGUACGAUUCAGCCGGAAUAUCAUAAUCCACGCAAUCCAUUGCCAGAGGAGAGCCUCAAGACGUCAGCGGAGACAUCGUGUCUGAUCUUGUGCCCUCCCGAUGCAGAAUGCGACCAGGAAAAUGCAUGCUGCGCUCCAUCAUCAAUGGAUGUAUAA